This is a messenger RNA of Sphenostylis stenocarpa, 1530 nucleotides long. Lineage: Eukaryota; Viridiplantae; Streptophyta; Magnoliopsida; Fabales; Fabaceae. The record is from the annotation of a GenBank genome assembly.
AUGGCUAACAACGCUGCUGCCUGUGCUGAGAGAGCAACUAAUGACUUGCUCAGCGGCCCGGACUGGGCUAUCAAUAUAGAGUUGUGUGAUAUCAUUAAUAUGGACCCGGGGCAAGCAAAGGAUGCAUUGAAGAUAAUCAAGAAGCGAUUGGGCAGUAAAAAUCCAAAGAUACAGCUUCUGGCACUUUUUGUACUGGAGACCCUCAGUAAAAAUUGUGGUGAAAGUGUAUUUCAGCAGAUAAUUGAACGGGAUAUCUUACAUGAAAUGGUUAAGAUUGUGAAGAAAAAGCCGGAUUUAAAUGUGAGGGAAAAGAUAUUGAUUUUAAUUGAUACAUGGCAAGAAGCUUUUGGGGGGCCAACUGGAGUUUAUCCUCAAUAUUAUGCAGCAUAUAAUGAAUUGAAGUCUGCUGGAGUUGAAUUUCCACCAAGAGAUGAGAAUAGCGUACCAUUCUUUACUCCUCCUCAAACUCAGCCAAUUGCUCAUUCUGCUGAAGAAUAUGAUGAUGCUACUAUUCAGGCUUCUCUCCAGUCAGAUGCAUCUGGCCUUAGUUUGACAGAAAUUCAAAAUGCUGAAGGACUAGCUGAUGUGUUAAUGGAAAUGCUUAGUGCCUUGAAUCCUAAAGACCAUGAGGGUGUGAAGGAGGAAGUGAUUGUUGACCUUGUUGACCAGUGCCGUUCAUACCUAAAGCGGGUCAUGCUUCUUGUGAACAGUACUACGGAUGAGCAGCUUCUAAUCCAGGGAUUGGCACUGAAUGACAGCCUUCAGCGAGUGCUCCGUCGGCAUGAUGAUAUUGUGAAAGGAACUGCUGAUUCAGGUGCUAAAGAAGUAGAAACUUCAGUUCUGCCACUUGUAAAUGUAAACCAUGAGGAUGAUGAACCAGAGGAAGAUUUUACUCAACUAGCCCAUAGGUCAUCACGUGAUACUCUAGUACAGAAUCGGAAACCAGUCUAUGACAAGGUAGAACCAGGGAGGAUAAACCCACUUAUUCCCCCACCGCCAGUAUCAAAGAGGCCAGUCUACUCUGGCACCGGUAUGGUUGACUAUCUCAGCGGUGAUACUUACAAGGCAGAAGGAUCUCCUGAAAACUCGAACCCCACUUCAGUUGCAGCUCCUGUCCAUUCUAGCCCUAAUCCAAACUCAUCAUUUUCUUCAUCUCGGCCGCAUGCCGUGAGUACUUCAUCACCAAUUUUUAGCAGCCAGCCGGUGUACGACGAACAGCCAUCUUCUGUGGACAGAUCUUCAGAGAGUCUGCCACCAGCUCCCUGGGACACUCAAUCUCCUGGCAUCAUUCCACCCCCACCUUCAAAGUAUAAUCAGAGACAACAGUUUUUUGAGCAGCAAGGUGCAUCCCAUUCAAGUAGUGGAUCCAGUUCCUCUUAUGACAGCUUGGCGGGACAAACUCAAAAUCUCUCCCUGAAUUCAUCCUCCCCAACCAAACAACAGAAGCCAGAAGAUGCCCUUUUCAAAGAUCUUGUUGAUUUUGCAAAAUCCAAAACCUCGUCAUCUUCCAAACCUAAUAGGUCAUAUUGA